Molecule: messenger RNA, 1084 nt
Organism: Paramecium sonneborni
Lineage: Eukaryota; Ciliophora; Oligohymenophorea; Peniculida; Parameciidae
Source: the annotation of a GenBank genome assembly
UCUUAACAAAUGAUCAAUACAACAACAAAAAGAGAGGAAAGCUUUUUGACUACAAAAGUAUCUGAUAGAGUCAUAACAGUUGAAAAUGAACAAAGAUCUACAUACAACUUUGUAAGAAGAAAUUAUUUGACGACUACAUUUGCCACAUUAGCAAAUAGACAAACAAAUGGGGUUUAUAAUAUUGCAUUUAAUUCUUCAUGUUGUUAACCUUGUCCAUAGCCAUGUCCUUAACCUUAAGCAAUGCCAAUGCCUAUUUAUAUUCCAAUGCCAUAUCCAUAAUAAUGUGAAAAAGAAUGUCAUUGUGAAGAAGAAGAAUAAUAUAAAGAAGAAGUUCUUAUUUUGAGACAAAGAGUUGCUGAAUUAUUAAGCAGAUAACCAUAAGUAAAAGUAGAAAAAGAAACUGUCAAAGUUGAAAACACAACUUAAGUAUUUUUGCAAUUUAAAAUUCUAGAUAGCAGAUUUGCAAAUGUAGAUUGAAAGAUUAAAAAUUAAUAUUAGAAAUGAAUCAGAUAGAUUAAGAUAAAAAGAGGGUGAAUAUAUAGAAUUAAGAAGUGAUAAUUCAUCUUAAUCUUUGAAAGAUAGAUUGGCAAUCUUAGAAGUAUUUUAUAUUGUUAAAAAUAGACUUAAUUAUACAAUUCAAAAUUAGAAUUGGAAAGGUUAUAAGGGCUUCUUAAACAAAAAUUAUAAGAAUUAGAUGAAUGGGAAUAAAGAUAUCAUCAUAUGGAGAGCACUGUUACUGUAGAGAGUUCAGAAACUAUGACAUUAACUAGUGUAAUCUUUUUAUUUCUAUGAAGGAAGUUGAAGUUUGGAAGUCUAAAUUUAAGAAAUUAAAUAAUGAAUUUUUUGAAACCCAAGAAAAAUUAACUAUGGCAUAAGCUGAAUUAGAAGCUCUUAAAAAAGGAGGAGUAACUGAAGUUAAAUAAGUGACUGUUCAAUAGAAUGUCACAAGUUCAUCGGUUAGUAGAGUUAUUGAAUAAUCUUCGAGAGGAAGUAGAGUUAUUGAAUAAUCUUCGAGAGGAUCUAGAGUUGUAGGGGAUUCUAAUCUAAGUGGAAAGUUAUAUCCUUGAAAAUAUUUGAACCAAAA